Caenorhabditis elegans is the source of this 731-nucleotide messenger RNA. It is a transcript of the gene gst-4, whose product is annotated as Glutathione S-transferase 4. Gene Ontology annotation, cellular component: cytoplasm. Gene Ontology annotation, molecular function: glutathione transferase activity. The transcript has 4 exons. Lineage: Eukaryota; Metazoa; Nematoda; Chromadorea; Rhabditida; Rhabditidae. The coding region runs from base 16 to 639 and encodes 207 amino acids. The record is from RefSeq and is marked reviewed.
UACUGAAUUCUAAUUAUGCCAAACUAUAAGCUAUUGUAUUUUGAUGCUCGUGCUCUUGCUGAGCCAAUCCGUAUCAUGUUUGCAAUGCUCAAUGUGCCUUACGAGGAUUAUAGAGUUUCAGUGGAAGAAUGGUCAAAGCUGAAGCCAACGACUCCAUUUGGCCAGCUUCCCAUUUUACAAGUCGAUGGAGAACAAUUCGGUCAGUCAAUGUCUAUCACAAGAUACUUGGCAAGAAAAUUUGGACUCGCUGGAAAAACUGCAGAGGAAGAAGCUUACGCUGAUUCAAUUGUAGAUCAAUACAGAGAUUUCAUAUUCUUUUUCCGUCAAUUCACUUCUUCCGUUUUCUAUGGAAGUGACGCUGAUCAUAUUAACAAAGUACGUUUUGAAGUUGUUGAACCAGCCCGUGAUGAUUUCUUGGCAAUAAUCAAUAAGUUCCUGGCCAAGAGUAAAUCAGGAUUCCUCGUUGGAGACUCAUUGACUUGGGCUGAUAUUGUGAUUGCUGACAAUUUGACAAGUCUCCUGAAGAAUGGAUUCUUAGAUUUCAACAAAGAAAAGAAGUUGGAAGAGUUCUAUAACAAGAUUCAUUCAAUUCCAGAAAUUAAGAAUUACGUGGCAACAAGAAAGGAUAGUAUUGUUUAAAAUCGAAUUAUUUAAGUCUGAAUUAUGUAUGUAGUAAAAUAAUAUCGUUCCUAUCACGUCUCCCAGAGAGCGUAAUAAAUUAUUAUUAUGUG